Messenger RNA from Penicillium taxi, 1302 nucleotides. RefSeq lists its product as uncharacterized. Bases 1 to 1302 code for a protein of 433 amino acids. The record is from RefSeq and is a predicted model, not a curated record. NCBI's taxonomy places the organism in Eukaryota, Fungi, Ascomycota, Eurotiomycetes, Eurotiales, Aspergillaceae. The transcript is spliced from 7 exons.
AUGGUCAAGACUACUUAUGCUCUUGUGCUCUUUACCGCCGUGAGUCUGGCGGCUCCUCUUGGCAAGGAGCAUGUGCGCCGUGGUGGUACUGGUAACUUGCUUGGCGCCGGUGAGGCCCAUGGUGCUAUCGAUGGUGCAGUGGAAGGUGCCGUAGAAGGCCUUCUUGGAAAGAUCGUUCCACGUGAGAUCAAGGAUACUAAGAGCCAUAAUGUCAUCGACAACCUUCCUCUCACAGGAGACAUGCCUAUUGUUGAUGAACUUCCUCUCGUUGAUGACCUCCUUCGAAGCAAAAGCAAGGAGUCGAAGCGUGAUGUGACUGAACGCUCUCUGUACAGCUAUCUUGGAAAAAACAUUCCUCUCAUUGGUGGACUCUUCGAGACUAAAGGCAAGAAGGAGGCUCGUGGUGUGACUAAGCGUUCAUUGACUGGAGAUUUGAGCAAUUUGCCCUUGCUGGGUGAACUGUUUGGCGGCGACCAAGCUCACCCCACAAACACAGGCGGCAAGCAACAUGAAGCUCGAUCCCACACCAGCCAAUACUUCAGCCACAAGCAAAACUACGGACAGAACUACGGGCAAAACGGCGGCCAAAAUGCUGGACAGAAUGCCGGUCAAAACUACGCCCAAAACCACAAGCGGGACUUUGAUAGUAAAGACGUCACUGAAAAGCUCGCCGACGCUCAAGAUCACUUGAGCACCGUGCCCUUCGUGGGUGGUUUGCUAGGAGGCAAGAGCCAUAAGAUCGACGCAGGCGAUGGUAUGACUCAAGAGCGCACUGAAGAUCCCACUGAAGAUCCCACUACUCUCAAUGACAUGAUCCGUCGUGAUCUGGAACUCCCGCCUAAGCCUGAGAGCCCUACUAAGGCUGGCAGUGUCCCAAGCCCUAGCGAAACCUCUGGUGACAAGGACGCCAAGAAAGACAAUAAUAAAUCCAACGGUCUUAUGGCUGCGCUUACCGGCCCUGAGGGCCUAGGUUCCCUCUUUGCACCCACUUCUGGCCAUGGACUUGGUCUGCUUCCUAUGAAGGAACGCCGUGAAGCUCCUAUCGAGGGUGCUGAUCUACCGUCUGUUUUGAUGAGCGGUGGUAUCCUGGGCAAAUUGCACGAGAUGCUUUCACCUGCUCCUGCUCCAUCUGCCGCUCCAUCUGCUGCUCCAUCUGCUGCUCCAUCUGCUGCUCCUUCCGUUGCUCCUUCUGCUGCUCCUUUUGUUGCUCCUGUUGCUGCUCGUGCUCUCCCUGGGGAUGUUGAUACUGAUGGUUUCAAUGCUAAUCUUGCUGCUAACACGGCUGAUGCUAUUCUUACUUGA